UGUGCUGCGGCUGCAGAACCGAGCAGGCUCACAUUAUAAUUCACACACACUGAGAGACAACGAUUUUGUGCGCGGUGCGACUUAUUUGAUUUAUAGGCAGACACCGGCUAGAAUUCCAAAAAAACAGUCGGUCCCCUCCCUUUUCAUUUUUUUUCUUCAUCCAUUCACCGAUCUAUCUGUCCGUCCGUCCGUCUGUCCCUCCUCCUCCUCCCCUUGGGGCUGCUGGACGACGAGCGAGGAGGCCGUGAGGAACGCUCUACCCUACUCCAAUGAGAGAGAGAGAAAAGACGCUCUGCCAGGACAUUUGGGCUUAUCAGUGCGGACGAAGGUAGACUUUUCGGGGCGGGUAUGGUGAGGGACUUUCUCGGCACUACUGCACCUCGAACAGCCAAACCAAGAUCAUGAGAGGGUGUAAGACGGCGGAGAAGCGGCCGGCAUACCCUUGUCUUUGACGACGCGGUCCGUGUGUCCCUUUCUCAGCUUCUGGAUGGCCGCGCAGGUGACGGAGAGAAGAUGAUGGAUGCAACGAAGGAGGAUGUUAUUGAAUUCGUUUGAGAACAUUAUUUGAUCUUCAACGCUCGACAGCAAUGACACUGAUAUUUCAAAGGAAAACGGUAUUUUUCUUUCACCUUUCUCUUCGAGAUUGUCUAGUCUGAAUAAUACGCAUUAAUAACAAAUGUCACAAUAUCCUGGUAUCAAGGCUUGUCAGAGCGCACUAGUAAAACAACUGUAAGGUGGCGGGAGCCCCAUUAUUGCCACACUGUGCCAAACAUUGCGGAUGUUUUAAAUAAAUAAAUAAUAGUGGCUUUUUCCCUUUUCGAUGCCUUUUAAGUCUCUGUUUCUAAAAUGCCAAGUUGGACGCUAGUGACGGCCGUAGCUCUAGGCUGUUAAUUAUUUUCAGAUUUAUAUUCGAAAUCAGAUUUAUUGAGGCCUGUGUGAUAUUAAAGGCGUUUACAUUUCGAUUACACGCUGUUAUGAGAGUAAAGGAAUAAAUCGUGCAGAAAGGUGCAGGAGGCUGCGGUGCGCUCUGAUACAGGCAUGAACCAUGGAGAACAUGAAACAUUCAUGUUAAGUCGCUACAGUCUCCCCAUGAUUUCAUGUUGGGGGCGAAUCCUGCUUCAUACGGACAUAAGAACCGACUUAGACUGAGACACCCCACAGCACUACCCCACAGUGCAAGCAGUCAGCCAAACGACCGCACAUUUCAUUUCCUCACACCCACAAUUGGCCGUUGGCAGAGACGCACCGAGAAGGAGACAGUACAUGGGCGUCCUCGUCUGCUAAAAGCAUCAUAUAACUGCUCGCCGGGUGCAGGUGUUCAGCAUUAGACCAACAAGACAACCCGUUGUGCAUAUGAGACGUUCCGAUCCAGAUGGGAUGUAAUGUUGUGUGGCUGCACAGCUGAGCAUUGGUCUCCUUCUCCGCUGCUUCGUGAAGAUUGGAUUUCGGUGUCCAGAGAAUGGCGCGGUUUGGAGAUGAGGUACCGGCCAGGUAUGGCGGAGGGCCCGGCGGAGGGGGCCAGGGUGGCCGCGGUGGUAGCAGGCAAGGAGGACCCCACGGACACACUCAUGGACACGGACACGGCCAUGGCCACGG
Gymnodraco acuticeps is the source of this 1596-nucleotide messenger RNA. Its product is annotated as voltage-dependent P/Q-type calcium channel subunit alpha-1A-like. Lineage: Eukaryota; Metazoa; Chordata; Actinopteri; Perciformes; Bathydraconidae. Gene Ontology annotation, cellular component: neuronal cell body; membrane; voltage-gated calcium channel complex. Gene Ontology annotation, biological process: chemical synaptic transmission; calcium ion import across plasma membrane. Gene Ontology annotation, molecular function: high voltage-gated calcium channel activity. The record is from RefSeq and is a predicted model, not a curated record.